This is a messenger RNA of Fusarium oxysporum Fo47, 666 nucleotides long. RefSeq names its product NuoB/complex I 20 kDa subunit family protein. The record is from RefSeq and is a predicted model, not a curated record. The coding region runs from base 1 to 666 and encodes 221 amino acids. NCBI's taxonomy places the organism in Eukaryota, Fungi, Ascomycota, Sordariomycetes, Hypocreales, Nectriaceae. Gene Ontology annotation, biological process: electron transport coupled proton transport; mitochondrial respiratory chain complex I assembly; aerobic respiration. The transcript has 3 exons. Gene Ontology annotation, molecular function: 4 iron, 4 sulfur cluster binding; NADH dehydrogenase (ubiquinone) activity; quinone binding.
AUGACCAGAUUACAAUUAGCAAGAUCUAUAGCUCGGCCUCUCUCUAUCACAGCUACUUCAACAAUCCCACAGCAAGCUCAUAGAAUAACAGACAACCGAUUCGAUUUUCAGAGACGGAAUGGUUCCUCCAAGGCGGCUAAGGAUAUAGCACCUAUUGCGCACCCAGCUUCGCUCGCCGAUGUUAAGCCAAACAACCUAGUCGACUAUGCCCUCACGACGCUAGAUAAGAUAGCCAAUUGGGGCCGGACUGGCUCCCUUUGGCCAUUGAGCUUCGGCCUGGCCUGCUGCAGUAUCGAAAUGAUGCACGUUUCAAUGCCACGCUACGACCAAGACCGUCUCGGCAUCAUCUUCCGCGCCUCCCCUAGACAGUCAGAUGUAAUGAUCGUGGCAGGGACUGUCACAAAUAAAAUGGCCCCUGCAUUACGACAAGUCUACGAUCAGAUGCCUGAGCCUCGUUGGGUUAUCAGCAUGGGAUCUUGUGCCAAUGGAGGAGGGUACUAUUACUACAGCUAUAGCGUUGUAAGGGGAGUUGAUCGUAUUGUUCCGGUCGAUAUCUUCGUUCCUGGCUGCCCACCUACUGCUGAGGCUUUGAUGUAUGGGGUGUUUCAGCUGCAAAGGAAGAUCAGGAGUCAGAGAGCUUCGAGGAUGUGGUAUCGAAAGAAGUAG